Molecule: messenger RNA, 1485 nt
Organism: Aspergillus fischeri NRRL 181
Lineage: Eukaryota; Fungi; Ascomycota; Eurotiomycetes; Eurotiales; Aspergillaceae
Product: glycerol-3-phosphate dehydrogenase family protein
Exons: 3
Coding region: 1-1485 (494 amino acids)
Biological process (GO): glycerol-3-phosphate catabolic process; carbohydrate metabolic process
Cellular component (GO): cytosol; glycerol-3-phosphate dehydrogenase (FAD) complex; nucleus
Molecular function (GO): NAD binding; glycerol-3-phosphate dehydrogenase [NAD(P)+] activity
Source: RefSeq, a predicted model, not a curated record
AUGCUGUCUCCAGCGCGCCUUUUAUCUCGUCGGACCUGCUUUCCUGAGUCUCGUGCCACUGCCAUCUUGCCUCGGUCCCCGGCUUCUCAGUUCCUAACCACUCGAAUCAUAAGAAAAAUUUCGCCUCUGUCGAUCAGUUCAAGGGCUUUUAAACCGCUAGCUCUCAGUUCUGCUCGGUUCAUGUCUGGUAGCAGUAUCAGAUUUACCUUCAACAAUACGAUCGAAGCAUCCAAGAUGGGCUCUCUAUCACCGCACCCCCGGAAGCACAAGGUGGCCGUAGUUGGCUCAGGGAACUGGGGCACUGCUAUCGCUAAGAUUGUCGCUGAGAAUACCGCCAGCCACGACUCCAUCUUCGAGAGAGAUGUUCAAAUGUGGGUAUUCGAGGAGAAGGUCGAGAUCCCCAAGAAUUCCCGGCACUACGACCCAUCUUCGCCCUUGUGUCAGGGUCCCCAGAAUUUGACCGAGAUAAUCAACAAGACACAUGAAAAUGUCAAGUACCUACCCGGAAUUGCCCUUCCUGAGAACAUCCACGCCAACCCGUCUGUGGUAGAUGCUGUGAAAGACAGCACCAUCCUCAUCUUCAAUCUCCCUCACCAGUUCAUCAACAAGACCUGCGAACAAAUCAAGGGCAAAAUUUUACCCUAUGCCCGUGGUAUUUCCUGCAUCAAGGGCGUCGACGUGACCGAGGAGGGCGUCAGUCUGUUUUCUGAAACUAUUGGCAAGACCCUAGGAAUCUACUGCGGCGCGCUUUCUGGUGCGAACAUCGCCAAUGAGGUUGCCCAGGAGAAGUGGUGCGAGUCGAGCAUCGCUUAUGACCCCCCACACCUGGAUUCUAAGGCCCCGUCUCCGAAUCGAUCCCCCUCUGCAUCCACUGUGGAUGUAGUUCACUUUGAGCACAAGGAUGUCUCUGGCCAGCUUUCGCAGGUUAAACUGCAGCCACUGCCGUCCGAAUACCCUCCCGUUGACCACACCGUCCUGAAGACCCUCUUCCAUCGCCCCUAUUUCCACAUUAGGGUAGUGAGUGACGUUGCAGGAGUCUCUCUGGGGGGUGCUCUGAAAAACAUUGUCGCUCUCGCUGCGGGAUGGGUUGAUGGCAUGGGCUGGGGUGACAACGCCAAAGCUGCAAUCAUGCGAGUCGGCCUUCUUGAAAUGGUCAAGUUCGGUGAAAGAUUCUUUGGUGCAACUGUCGACACGAGGACUUUCACCGAGGAGAGUGCAGGUGUUGCCGAUUUGAUCACAAGCUGCAGCGGUGGGCGUAAUUUCCGCUGCGCCAAACUUAGCAUUGAGCGGAAGCAGCCCAUCGACAAAAUCGAGGAAACGGAGCUCAAUGGCCAGAAGCUUCAGGGUACUUUGACUGCCGUUGAGGUGAACAAGUUUCUGAAGAAGCAAGGUCUUGAGGACGAAUUUCCUUUGUUCACUGCAGUUUAUCGCAUUCUUGAGGGCUCCAUGUCUGUUGAGUCUAUUCCAUCUUAUAUUGAGCGGUAA